UAGCUUUGCGCGUAUUGAAUGAUAAAGGAUUUGAAAUACUCUAUACACCAUUUUUUAUACGUAAAGAAAUUAUGCAAGAAGUAGCUCAAUUAAGUCAGUUCGACGAAGAACUUUAUGAAGUUGUAUGUAAAAAUGAUAAGCCUGAUGAACCGACCGAUGAAGUUAAAUAUUUUAUUGCUACUUCUGAACAAGCUAUUGCUGCUUUUCAUCGGUUCGUAAACGUUAAUCUUCCUCGAGGUCCUGCUAUUAAUGCUCCCCGUUCACUGUCAUGA
Messenger RNA from Rotaria sp. Silwood2, 272 nucleotides. The record is from the annotation of a GenBank genome assembly. Lineage: Eukaryota; Metazoa; Rotifera; Eurotatoria; Philodinida; Philodinidae.